GGCCAGUAUUGACCACACUCGCUGAGCCUGCAAACAUUCAUUACAUGUGUAGCCGAGAGAGAGAGAGAGAGAGAGCGCCUGCUGUCCUGACUCAUACCCUGCCUGACAGCGCUGCGCGUUCAGUGGUGUGUAUGCGCCUGCUGUCCUGACUCAUACCCUGCCUGACAGCGCUGCGCGUUCAGUGGUGUGUAUGCGCCGGCUUUUCAAUCAGCAGCAGUUUUUUUUUUUUUUUUUUUCUCUUCUGCCGGGGAUUUCCAGCGCUCGGGAGGAAGUACGAGUUAGGCAGGGGCUUUCCACACUGAUCUGUACUGGUCGCUGUGUUGGAUUCACAGCAGCUCAGCCAAUACAAUAUGGGGGAUUUUUUGUUUUUGAGCAAUCUUUCAAAUACCGACCACAUACGCAUUUAGCAAUGGCACAGAUGAACCAGUCUGGUGUAAGUAUUCGUUUUAAAGUAGAAUAUUGAGAAUCGCUUGGAACUGACCGGUUUUUUUUGGUACGCUGUUUUUUCUCCAUCUAACUUACAGCAGUCCUCGACAUAGGGAGAUUGGACGUCGUAAACGGAUUGCUAUAUUGUCCUUCUGAAUCCGUGCAAAAUCCAUGAUGUCUUCAGGCUCUGGACUCGGUUGAGUAGCAUGAACUUGUAUAAACCCAUGCAUAAUCAAUUCUAAUGAAUCCAUGAUACAGCAGUUGAAGUCAUGUCAGCUGGUAGGAAUGUGGACUUGCCUCUGGAACUGCAGACCCAGCUGCAGCGGCUCAACCCGGCCCGCCCCCCCCCUGCAUCGCGGCCGGGCUCCAUGCGCUUGGAACUGAGCCCCCCCCCCUCCUCCUUCAUGCCGCUCCACAGGGGGUUCAAGGACCGCUUCGUCCAGCCGCUGGAGCCCAAGUACUGCUGCGAGUCCUGCAAACUGGCCCUGUGCAACCCCCGGCAGACCGAGUGCGGGCACCGCUUCUGUGAGAGCUGCAUCCGGGACCUGCUCUGCCUCCAACCCCCAAUCUGUCCAGCUGAUGGCGAGCCUCUCUAUGAGGACAAAAUAUUUACUGAUGUGUGCUGCAGGAGAGAGAUCAUGGGGCUCAAAGUGUUCUGUCGGAAUGAAAAGAACGGCUGCCAAGAGCAGAUGACGCUGCAGCUUCUUCUAGAACAUUUACAAGACUGCCCGUAUUACGAGAUCACGUGUCCCCGGGCUGAAUGUAAAGACACAUUUCUACGAAAAGACGUGUCUGACCACCUAGAAACAAAAUGCAAAUAUAGAGACACAAUAUGCACUUACUGCAAGAGGACGGUGUUGUUAGCAGAUCAGAAGAAACAUGAAGAAUCGGUCUGUCCAGCCUUUCCUGUUACUUGCCCAAACAAAUGUAGCUAUAGCUCUGUUUUACGAAGUCAGCUAACUAACCACCGGCAUGAAUGCCCUAACGCCCAAGCAAACUGUAUGUUCAGUCGCUAUGGAUGCACCUUUAAGGGAUUAAACCAAGACAUGAAAGAGCAUGAGUCACGCUUCAUGAGCGAGCAUCUCAAACUGAUGGUGGCAAGAAACUCCAGUCUAGAGACCAAGAUGGAGGAUGUGAAGACUGAACUGCAGGAAAGAUACAAAGUCCUUCCCAGUCUGAACACUCGAAUCAUUGAGCUAGAAAACAGAUACGAGGAAGUGCGGGAAAAAUCAAAGGAAAUGGAACAGAAGAUCAGUAACGUACAGAAGCUGCUGGGCUCUCACUCGGAGAAGGUGAUGGAGAUGGAGAUGGAGCUGCGCUUGCUCAGGCAGGCGAAGGAUGAUGUGGAGACUCUGAAGAGCACAGUGGAGUCGAUCCGCAGCCGUGUGGCUGUGCUGGAGGGGAGCGGCAGAGGAGGAGGAGGGGCCGGGACACACGCACUGGGCCCUCUGGAGACGCAGCUGGCGAGGCACGAUGACAUGCUGAGCGUUCACGAGAUCCGUCUGGCUGACAUGGACCUGCGCUUCCAGGUGCUGGAGACGGCGAGCUACAGCGGGACGCUGGUCUGGAAGAUCAGGGACUACAAGCGGAGGAAGCAGGAGGCAGUGAUGGGGAAGACCCUGUCGCUGUACAGCCAGCCCUUCUACACCGGAUACUUCGGCUACAGGAUGUGUGCGCGGGUCUACCUCAACGGGGACGGGAUGGGCAAAGGCACCCAUCUGUCCUUGUUCUUCGUGGUGAUGCGAGGGGAGUACGAUGCCUUGUUGCCCUGGCCAUUCAAACAGAAAGUCACCCUCAUGCUGAUGGACCAGGGGCCCGCCAGGAAACAUUUAGGGGAUGCCUUCAAGCCAGACCCCAACAGCAGCAGCUUUAAGCGGCCGGCAGGGGACAUGAACAUCGCUUCUGGUUGCCCGCUGUUUGUUGCCCAAACUGUGUUAGAAAAUGGGACGUAUAUCAAAGAUGACACCAUAUUUAUUAAAGUGGUGGUUGAUGCUUCAGACCUGCCAGAUCCAUGAGCUGAGUUGUGAAGCAGGAGAUGUGAAAGCUGCCGCGCAGGGACGGGUGUGCAGGCUUGAUGCCUCUGGGCAUCCUGGACCUCCCAGAGGAAUGGGGCGGGAAUCUGCAGUCAGGAUCAUUAGUGUGGGUUGCUAGAUUGCUGUGAAGGCUUUAGAUAUGGGACUUCUUGGUUGGGGGAAUACAGAAGAGCAAGCUGGUUGUCAUCAGCCUUGCUGUGGAUGUUUAGAGAGAAGCUGCAAUCGUGGUGUUGAGGAGACUGUACCUUCUGUGUAGGGCUCCCAGACACACAGUGCUGGGGGAGCAGGGGAGCGAGCCAGCCCCCCGGGUCACACACAGUGCUGGGGGAGCAGGGGAGCGAGCCAGCCCCCCGGGUCACACACAGUGCUGGGGGAGCAGGGGAGCGAGCCAGCCCCCCGGGUCACACACAGUGCUGGGGGAGCAGGGGAGCGAGCCAGCCCCCCGGGUCACACACAGUGAUGGGGGAGCAGGGGAGCGAGCCAGCCCCCCGGGUCACACACAGUGCUGGGGGAGCAGGGGAGCGAGCCAGCCCCCCGGGUCACACACAGUGCUGGGGGAGCAGGGGAGCGAGCCAGCCCCCCGGGUCACACACAGUGCUGGGGGAGCAGGGGAGUGACCCAGCCCCCCGGGUCACACACAGUGCUGGGGGAGCAGGGGAGCGAGCCAGCCCCCCGGGUCACACACAGUGAGUUGAAGGGAAGGUGUUCACCACGAUGCAUCUACAGGUACAGCUGCAGUAGUUUUGCACUUCCAAGACCGUGAUGCUAGAUAACACUGAAACACGCAGCGCACAUGCGAUUAACUUGAACUCUUCAAGGGCAGGCCUUUGAACUGGUUUGUGUUGCUGUAUAUCUUCAUUAAGAAUCUGAUUUUCUUUUUUUCUUUUUUUUAUUUUUAAUGAAACCUUCAGCACCAGCGCCAGGUGGUUUCAGUGCCAGGUGGUUUCAGCUCCAGGUAGUUUCAGCUCCAGUCCCACAGGGUUGUAAACAGGCUGGGUUUUUGUUAUUAUGGGGCUUAUUAUUAUUAUUAUUAUUAUUAUUAUUAUUAUUAUUAUUUACUGUAAAACAAUAUUUUUCAUUUUAUUUGCAAAUUUAUAAGUUAAAUUAUUGUUUAAGAUAAAACCUGGGCAGUUUCUGGUCACCAGAAAUUGAACCACUGGCCUAGCGAUACCAAAGACCACUGAGCCUUUCCUUAUGUUCUUGUAGGUCCUAAAAGUGUAAUUAGGGGCGUUCUGAAAAAAUCUAGCGUUCUACAUCCCCAUGUGUUGCUACAACUGUUUAAAUCGCGUGGCUGAGGGCUGCUGCUGUUGUGAGAGUUUAAAGGUGAAACACUUCAUGAACCCACAUUUCUACAGUGGACAUUGUGAAUGGGUUUGACAGAGCACCUGCAGUAUUGCAGCAAUAGGGGGCAGCAUGUCCAGAGACAAGUGAAGACCUCCUUGAGAAAUUCAAGCAGGAAUUGAAGCGUUUCAUUUGUGAUUUGUGUGACAGUUCGGAUCACUGUAUUUAUCAACACUCCUAUGGAUGCCGUGCAUCAUUUACUUUCUUUUUUGCAUUUUGCAAGGAUUGAAAUAAAAUAAUUUUUCAAAAAUGACUCUC
Molecule: messenger RNA, 4058 nt
Organism: Acipenser ruthenus (sterlet)
Lineage: Eukaryota; Metazoa; Chordata; Actinopteri; Acipenseriformes; Acipenseridae
Product: TNF receptor-associated factor 3-like
Exons: 12
Coding region: 696-2441 (581 amino acids)
Biological process (GO): protein K63-linked ubiquitination; Toll signaling pathway; regulation of apoptotic process
Cellular component (GO): plasma membrane signaling receptor complex
Molecular function (GO): tumor necrosis factor receptor binding; zinc ion binding
Source: RefSeq, a predicted model, not a curated record